AUGUCAACCGACCCAACCUCAACUUCUCCUCCACCUCCCCCCUCCAUCACCACAACCAACCUUUCCUACACCGUCCCCGACACCAACACUCCCAUCCUUACCUCCAUCUCCCUGUCCCUCCCCCCGCGCUCCCGCACUCUCCUCAUCGGCGCCAACGGCGCCGGCAAAACCACACUCCUCCGCCUGCUCGCCGGCAAACGCCUCGCGCCCCGCGGCAGCAUCCAGGUUGCCGGGGUCGACCCUUUCACGCAUUCCCCUGAAGGUGUGACUUAUCUAGGGUUGGAGUGGGUUUUAAAUCAGGUGGUUAGACGGGACGUCGGCGUCGGGGAGCUAUUGAAAAGUGUUGGGGGGGACGCGUACCCCGAGAGGAGGGAUGAACUAGUUCGGGUGUUGGAUAUUGAUGUUACGUGGAGGAUGCAUGCUGUUAGUGAUGGGGAGAGGAGGAGGGUGCAGCUGGCGAUGGGGCUAAUUCGGCCGUGGCGGGUGUUGCUGCUGGAUGAGAUCACCGUGGAUUUGGAUGUGUGGAGUCGGGCGCGGUUUUUGGGCUUCUUGAAGAAGGAGACGGAGGGGAGGGAGUGCACGAUUGUAUAUGCGACGCAUAUAUUGGAUGGGUUGGCCGGGUGGCCGACACAUUUGGUACAUUUGUUUUUGGGGAGGGUUAAAGGAUGGGGACCGGCUGAGGAGAUGUUGAAGGAGGGGGAGGCUAAAGAGGAUGAGGAAGAGGAGGAUGAGUUGGUGGGGAGGGUCGAAGGGAAUAGUAGGCUGGGGACGCUGGUUAUGAGGUGGUUGAGGGAGGAUUUGAAGGAACGAGGGCCGAGGAAUAGACGAGGGCCCGAGGGGAGGUCAUAUAUGAUUGGGGGGAUUGGAGGGUAUGGGUUGGAGUGCAAGGCAGCCAUGGAGGAGGACAGGUAG
This is a messenger RNA of Thermochaetoides thermophila DSM 1495, 912 nucleotides long. RefSeq lists its product as uncharacterized. NCBI's taxonomy places the organism in Eukaryota, Fungi, Ascomycota, Sordariomycetes, Sordariales, Chaetomiaceae. The record is from RefSeq and is a predicted model, not a curated record. The coding region runs from base 1 to 912 and encodes 303 amino acids. Gene Ontology annotation, molecular function: ATP hydrolysis activity; ATP binding. The transcript has a single exon.